AUGUCGCUCGUAAUCCCAGACAAGUUUCAACAUAUUCUUCGUAUUAUGAAUACGAAUAUUGAUGGCAAACGUAAAGUUAUGUUUGCCAUGACUGCGAUUAAAGGAGUUGGUCGCAGAUACUCUAAUAUUGUAUUGAAAAAAGCCGACAUUGACUUGGACAAACGUGCCGGAGAAUGCACUGAAGAAGAGGUAGAGAAAAUUAUUACGAUCAUGUCAAAUCCCAGGCAAUACAAGAUCCCUGAUUGGUUCCUUAACAGGCAAAAGGAUAUAGUUGACGGAAAAUACAGCCAACUGACUUCCUCUAACUUGGAUUCAAAACUUCGUGAAGAUUUAGAAAGAUUGAAAAAGAUCCGUGCCCAUAGAGGUAUGCGUCACUACUGGGGCCUCAGAGUGCGUGGUCAACACACUAAGACUACUGGCAGACGUGGAAGAACUGUUGGUGUGUCUAAGAAGAAG
Brenthis ino (lesser marbled fritillary) is the source of this 456-nucleotide messenger RNA. Lineage: Eukaryota; Metazoa; Arthropoda; Insecta; Lepidoptera; Nymphalidae. The record is from the annotation of a GenBank genome assembly.